Molecule: messenger RNA, 1158 nt
Organism: Dermacentor silvarum
Lineage: Eukaryota; Metazoa; Arthropoda; Arachnida; Ixodida; Ixodidae
Product: sorting nexin-4-like
Biological process (GO): protein transport
Molecular function (GO): phosphatidylinositol binding
Source: RefSeq, a predicted model, not a curated record
AAGUACAUUGGCUUGCGCUUUGCGGGGCGUAUGAUUGGCGGUCCGGCGCGAUCAGCAGCUGAUGAGGACUCCGUGCGUGCGAAAGCACCGUGUUUCUCAUAUGGAUCGACCUGUUUGCUGAUUACUUACGGCAGUAGAUUUUCCGGAUCGUACACACAGGAGUGUUACGAGCGAAUGGUACCAUGUCCGAAACUCCGGAAGAUGAGAACUCGCAAGAGAGUGGAAUCUGCGAGAUCAGCAUAACGGAGGUGGAGCGUCGCUGUACGGGCACUGUCAUGCCGCUGCAAGAUGUUUACAUUGCCUAUCAGGUGGAAUCAGUCAUCCGGGAGCCUAGCAAGACACCGUACAUCGUGUGGCGACGGUACCGGGACUUUGAGUACCUGCACAGUCACCUGCAAGGAACCUAUCGCUACGUUGUCACUCCUCCUCUGCCUGAAAAGAAAGUGCAGUUUCGGUGGCAGAAGCUGCCCACAGACACCCUGGACCCAGAGUUUGUUGAGCGAAGAAGGGCCAGCCUUGAGACAUUCCUGCGGCGGGUGGCAGGCCAUCCCGAACUGUCGGCUGAUCGGCUGUUUGGCGAGUUCCUGCGACACGAGGCCAGCUGGCGAGACGCACAGCACGGUGGCCUCCUGCACCGAGCAGACAGCAUGCUGCGCAUCUUCAAUGCUUCCCUGCGGCUUAAGAACCCUGACAGAGAAUUUGAGGAGGUGAAGAGGUACAGCACAGAGCUCAAGGCGAACCUGACCAACUUCUUAAGGGCACGAGCUCGUCUGGUGGACGCAACUCUGGAUUUCCAUACAUUGCACCAGCAGUACGGGCAGGUUCUCAGUGAGCUGAGCCACCGGGACGGCCCCGGUAUGGGGGACAGACUUCAGGCAGCCGGUCAGUUCAUGGAUCGGCUCUCCCAGGCUGCACUGCCCUUCUUCGAGGAGCAGGAAGAGGCAGCUGACCGCCUCAAGGAGUACCUGGCCUACGCUGAUGCACUCCUCUGCUUUGCUGUGUUUGCUGGACAGCCAAGAAAGCACCUUUCUAAUUCUGACAUAAACGGCCUAGACAACUUGGGAAGAGACCCCCUCAUAGUCUGCAAUGACAUUGGCUGCUUUGCGAUUCUAGUCGAUGAGAUGACACUGGUUACAGUGGACAGCUGCAGGGAGCCAU